This is a messenger RNA of Phyllopteryx taeniolatus (common seadragon), 1581 nucleotides long. RefSeq names its product TatD DNase domain containing 1 (gene tatdn1). Gene Ontology annotation, cellular component: cytosol. The transcript has 10 exons. Gene Ontology annotation, molecular function: 3'-5'-DNA exonuclease activity. NCBI's taxonomy places the organism in Eukaryota, Metazoa, Chordata, Actinopteri, Syngnathiformes, Syngnathidae. The coding region runs from base 378 to 1484 and encodes 368 amino acids. The record is from RefSeq and is a predicted model, not a curated record.
CAAACAAACGCGCACAUGCCCAGCGUUGAUUUGCCUUUGUCUGUGCAUUUUUACUUCCUACUCAUUGUAUUUAAUUUGAUUUCUCGAUAAUUUUAUAUAUAUAUAAUGCGUAUCACUCUGUAAGCACUACUUAGAAUGGUAUUAUUACUAGUUUUUGAAGAAUCUAUUUAAACACAGUAAUAAAGUAUUUGGAUUUGGUUACCUUUUAUCUUUUUUUUUUUUUGGCGUCCUGAUUUAUGAUUUUAUAUCAUAUACUAGUGAGCUUUACCAUGAACUCAAUGUUGUACAGAGAAGUGUUUUGCUAUAAAACAAGGGCCAUUUUGGUCGCUCUUCCGGUAAAAUCAGCUCCUCUUUUGGACGAUUUACGGUAAUCCCACAUGACAGCCCGGAUGAAGGCCGCAUGUGUGUUUUUCACAAGCAGGACUCUCUCAACUAUGGCCCGGCACAAAUUCAUCGACAUUGGUGUGAACCUGACCGACCCCGUGUUCCGAGGGCUCUACAGAGGCAAGCAGAAGCACCAAGACGACUUCCAUCACGUCAUCGACAGAGCUGUCGACGCGGGCGUUGAAAAGUUCGUGAUCACAGGCGGAAGCCUGGAGGACAGCGAGGAGGGCGUCAAACUGGCCCGCAGCAGAGGUAACCGCGACAACAACUUCCUGGGCAUUUUGGGGUGUUUUAUUGUGUUUGCUCGAUGCGCAGACGGGUUCUACUGCACGGUGGGCUGCCACCCGACCCGGUGCGGCCAAUUCGAGGAGGGCGACGGCGCCUCGGAGUAUCUGGCCCGGCUGCAGCGUCUGGCGGCGGCCAACCGAGCGAAAGUGGUCGCCGUCGGAGAGUGCGGACUAGAUUUUGACAGGCUGGAAUUUUGCCCCAAAGAGACACAACUCAAAUACUUCGAGAUGCAGUUUGAUCUGGCAGAAGAGACCAAGCUUCCCAUGUUCCUGCACUGCCGCAACUCCCAUCAGGACUUUGUGGGUGAGUCACAAGGUCUGGUCUGGUCUGCUCGUGUAUCACAGAAUCUGCCGGUCUUCUUCUGUGCUUUCAGACGUCAUGAGGAGGAAUCGAGACAGAUGCGCGGGAGGCGUCGUCCACUCGUUCGACGGGACCGCGGAGGAGGCCGCCGCCCUCGUCGAGUUGGACCUCUACAUCGGGAUCAACGGCUGUUCCCUGAAAAGCGAGGCCAACAUCGAAGCCAUGAAGCGCAUUCCCACCGACAGACUGAUGAUCGAAACGGAUGCUCCCUGGUGCGGCGUCAAGAGCACGCACGCCAGCUUCAAGUAUGUCAAGACCACCUUUCCCACCAAGAAGAAAUGGGAGGCGGGGAACUGUCUGAAGGACAGGAACGAGCCCUGUCACAUCAUACAAGUUCUGGAGGCGAUGGCUGCAGCGAGGGAGGAGGACCCGCUGGAGCUGUCCAGCAGCAUCUACCACAACACCAACAGAGUCUUCUUCUCAUCCGCUGGAUGAUUUUGAGCCUGAGAUGAACACAAUGCAACAGCAUGGACCCGUUUGUUGACCGCUUUAAAUAUAGACGUGUUGCAGAAAUGGUUCAAUAAAUGAUUGUAUUUUCACCAUAUUUUA